GAUCCUCAGGUUGGCGGUGCCGUCUUUCUAUUUUUCCUGCUGAACGUGGCCCCUGCGCUGAAACGCUACGCACGCAUGAUGAGGGGUGGUCCGGCUCGAAGGCAACCCCCCCACCAAACCCUCCUCGGAGACCUUCCCGAUGCGCAUCUGGCGUUUCCCGUUUCCUCUCCAGCGAGGAAGAGACGGCGACGGCGCGGGGUCCGACGCUUUCAUGUCGCUCGGAUGACAAACACUUUCCACUCUGUCGCAGGAGAACUCGGCAGAGGCGAGACGGAUGAACCUCCACCCUGAUUGAUACAAACAAACAAAAGACCCAAUAAAUAACCCACUUGGCUACGUCAAGGCUGCGCACCGUCUGCUUGUGGUUCUGGUACCACCUGGCGACUCGGCUCCGAUACUUUGCCGGAAUAUCUUCUUUAGGUUUUUCUUGAUUUUGUUUUUUGUUUUUGGACUUUCCAAUGGGGCCGGUCCAGGCCUGGCUGCUGCUGUGCCUCGUGGCCGGUGGAGGGUGCGUCGCCGGUAAGCUGGAGGAGAAGGACGCCCUGUGCCACCCGCGGGGAUGCUUGGCCGUCUACGUCCAGAGGAGAACUUUCCGGGAGGCCGGGCGCAGCUGUCGGGAGCGCGGCGGGACGCUGGCGACGUUGCACGACCGUGAGGCUGCCGAUGCCGUCCACCGACUGCUGGCGGUCGCGGAGCCGCAAGGCGCCCGGGUGCGCCUGCGCCUGUGGAUCGGUCUGCACCGGGCGCCUCGCCAGUGCUCCGCCGCGCGCCCGUUGCGGGGCUUCGUCUGGGUCACGGGCGACCAGGAAGGUCAGUUCACCAACUGGCUGCGCGAGGAGGCGGCGGGUGCGUGCGCCGCGCCACGAUGCGUGGCCGUGACGGUGAACACGGCGGACGACGCCCGCCACGACACCGACAGCGGCGACAACUUCAAGUGGUUGGACGGCUCCUGCGGUCUGGGGCUGGACGGUUUCGUGUGCCAGUACCCGUCCAAGGGCAUGUGCCCGCCUUUGGAGGACGAGGGGCAGGGGCCGGCCGCCUACUCGACGCCGUUCCAGCUGACCAGCCGGGAGUUGACCCACGUGCCGUAUGGCUCGGUGGCUACUCUCGCGUGUCCGCCCGAGCCGUCGGGGGCAGAACCCCCUGGCGAGCAGACGUCGGUGUGCGGAGAGAGAGAGGACGGGUCGGUGGGCUGGUCCCGGGAGACGCCGCUGUGCGGAGCCAGCGUGCCGCCACCUUCCCAGGACUGGUGUGUCGGAGACCACGGUUGCCAGCAACACUGCCAGAACACGGACUCCGACUACUACUGCUACUGCUCGGAAGGAUACGUUCUUGCUGACGACGGCUACAACUGCGAGCCGGACAACUUUGGUCCCACGGAUCCGCCCGAGCUUCCCUCUUCUUCGGAUGGCGCCGCGAGCACCGAGCCACCCCGCCUCAAAGCGGCGUGCGCGGCCAUGGGCUGCGAGCACGACUGCGCGGAAACGUCACGGGGAGUCCGUUGCACGUGUCCUCCGGGGUACCAAAUGGGCCCGGACGGGCGUCACUGCUCCGACGUGGACGAGUGCCGGCAGGAGCCGUGCCCGCAGGCUUGCGUCAACGUGCCCGGAACCUUCCACUGCGUGUGUCGCGCUGGAUACCGACCCGACGAUGAGGGAGAGUGCGUGGACGUGGACGAGUGCGAGGAUGAGGGGAGCUGCGAGGGCGCCUGCCAGAACACCGAGGGCUCCUUCGCCUGCGACUGUCGCCACGGUUACCAGAAGUCAGGCGACGGCACGUGUCAGGACGUGGACGAGUGCGUGGGGGCGUCGCCCUGCCAGCAGCAGUGUCUCAACUACGACGGCAGCUACCAGUGUUACUGCGACGACGGUUAUGAGCUACAAGCCGACGGGCUGGGUUGCCGGCCGACGCCCGCCGAUCAAGAGUACUCCACUUUGAACCCGAACCCCACCAACUCGGCCCACUUGCCGGACUUGGAUCGCGAAGACCCGCAUGACGCUGGGCCCGACUCGGACGUCCGACGGAUGACAGACGUCCCCGAAACCGGUGAGUCUGACGAGCGCCUGCGGAAGCAGCACCAGACGGAGGGGCCGCCCGUGACAAGUGAGACCGGCAUCCAAGGAGGAAGUCAAGGUGACGGAAACCGAGACCAGGUCAAACACGACAAGAGCUGGUUGCUGGUGGCACUGCUGGUGCCGCUCUGCGUGUUCCUGGUGGUGAUGCUGGCGCUGGGCAUCGUCUACUGCACCAGCUGCGCCGUGGACAAGAACAUGCGCCUGUCGGAAUGCUGCCGCUGGAUCCUCCCGACGCCGAACCUCAACAGCGCCGAGCCCAAAGGACGCUGACGGGGAAAAAAACGUUCCUGCGCGUGACGUUGUCGUGUAACGCCUCCCUCGUGUUUCACAUGAGCGCGAUUCGGAUUCCCACCUAGUUUCCAGGCAGGACACGCCCUGGUCUAAUGUUAGUGGCCCUGCACCACGAUCGGCUGUGGUAGUCGAGUAAAACACGCCUUACUGCUUCCCAGACGGGAAUCGAUCUAAUCCCGAUCUUAACCCCAAACCUAAAUUUAAAACUACCAAAUCGAUUUCAUUCCAAAGUCAGACACGUUUGGGUCGGCCAUCGGGUUCCGUCUGCUUUCCGUGGCGCAGGACCCAAUCAUGUCACGGUGGGGGCGUGUCCUGGCUGCACACUAGGUGGAAAUCCUCAUAACGCAUACCUGACCACCGUCAUCUAUGAUGCGGUCAGACGACAGGUCACGCGACAUUGGUCAUGAUCAUGUGCCGUCGUCCCGCGCGACGUGCCGACAAGACGGUCCCGUGCCGUCGGUCAGGCUCGCGUGUUCCACACCGCAUCGCGCGACGCGGUCACGAGGCCACCGCUGGGCCGACUCCCGUCGGUCGAAGCGCCUUCUGUAAAUAAAUCACUUCCGUUGACCCUUUUGAAAAACAAUAAA
This is a messenger RNA of Syngnathoides biaculeatus (alligator pipefish), 2953 nucleotides long. Its product is annotated as endosialin-like. The record is from RefSeq and is a predicted model, not a curated record. NCBI's taxonomy places the organism in Eukaryota, Metazoa, Chordata, Actinopteri, Syngnathiformes, Syngnathidae. Gene Ontology annotation, biological process: cell migration. The coding region runs from base 459 to 2345 and encodes 628 amino acids. The transcript is spliced from 3 exons. Gene Ontology annotation, cellular component: extracellular matrix; external side of plasma membrane. Gene Ontology annotation, molecular function: extracellular matrix binding; calcium ion binding; extracellular matrix protein binding.